Molecule: messenger RNA, 853 nt
Organism: Aspergillus steynii IBT 23096
Lineage: Eukaryota; Fungi; Ascomycota; Eurotiomycetes; Eurotiales; Aspergillaceae
Exons: 2
Coding region: 192-731 (179 amino acids)
Source: RefSeq, a predicted model, not a curated record
UACCGCGGAGAUUGAUGAUUUGUAUCGAGUCUUCCUGGAGUAGGCAGUCGGCGAGGAUAUCUAUGAGAGAACCCAUCUGCUUUGAUGGAGAUACCCAGCAUGAUAAUAUCCUCUUUCCACAACCGAACUCAUCCUGGAGUCCACAGUCCGUUUAUGCCGCUUGCAGGAUAGAAACUUGAUUUCACCAGUGGAUGGGGUACCUCGGAUCCAAUAAAACCGCCUCAACAGAAGCUGAAAGUAAAAAAGGCCAUGGCGUGCGUGCUGUCCAUGUGCGCGCGCACCUACAAUGUCUCUACCUCGAAUGGUGUUUCUUCGCGACCGAACUCACCGUCUGUCCCAUUAAGCCUGGGGACGCCCAAUACUUCACAGGUCUCCUGACUAGCCGUUCACCCUAUAAGCAGCUUGUUUAUAGCUCGACAGCAUAUCGGACCAAGUAUGCUUUGACAACGAAUGACAGCUCUUUCAUUCAUGGGACUGUGUUCGUCCCGGAAGCUUCCGUUGCAGUUAUUUGGCCAUUCCUGACCUUACCAGCUGUUGUCCUCGUUCUCGGUUUUGCAUUCUUCUACACUACCAUGUUUCUGAACAAGAAAGGACAGGCCAGCUUAUGGAAAUCAUCGCUAUUACCACUCCUCUUUCAUGGCUGGCUAAAGACCUCCAUGAUGAUCAGCAUACUGCCAUUAGCCAGAUGGAGCAGCAAGCGCGGUCAAUCGAGGUCAAGUUGCCGUUUAUAGACAGCAAGCUGGCCAUCCAAUAACUUCCUACCUCCGAGUAUAUUUACUGUCUAUUAUUCUUAAUAUCUUCUUAAUUUUCAUACCUGGAAAGAGUUAUGUUAUGGCUAUUAAAUUGAUACUAC